Messenger RNA from Mytilus californianus (California mussel), 3838 nucleotides. RefSeq lists its product as uncharacterized. Gene Ontology annotation, biological process: regulation of lipid metabolic process. Gene Ontology annotation, cellular component: mitochondrion. Lineage: Eukaryota; Metazoa; Mollusca; Bivalvia; Mytilida; Mytilidae. The record is from RefSeq and is a predicted model, not a curated record. The transcript is spliced from 2 exons. The coding region runs from base 36 to 749 and encodes 237 amino acids.
CCGUUUCACCUCAAUGCAGUCGAAGGUAUUCAGUCAUGGUAUGGCCAAUAGCAAAAUUGAUUCUUCAACGUGUUGCAUUACUUGUCAAAGAAUCUUCAAGAAGAAUUAAAAAAAGAAGAUCGUCAAACCCCAAAGAAGACGAAAAUGUAAAUUUGCCAAUUUUUCAUUUGGUCACUUUAUUUAUCAAAGAGAAUAUAAGACCAGUUGUAAAUAGAUUUAGUAAAUCGAUUAAGCAGAAUCCUCAGUUUCGUGCAGUCAUUGAAAGAGUUGCACAAAGAUAUAAUUUAAUGAUUUCAAGAUCACAAAGUAUAUUACCAGUGAAACAAUUAUCAGACGAACAAGCGUACGAUUUAGGAACCAAAAUAGUUGGUGAAACAUUAGUAUAUGCAAUUUCUGCUGGACUUCUGUUAGCUGAAUACAGGAGGUCUUCAAAAACUGAUCAAAUCAAGGAAGAAAAGAGAAAUGUUGACAUAGCAACACUUCAAAGAAAAACACAUGAACAUGGAAUGACUACAGAAGAACAAGACACUCAAAUUAAAGAACUGAAGAGAAAAAUAAUUGAUUUAGAGGAAAAAUACAAGUUUAGCAGGCAGAUUGUCUUCCUCUCUUUAAUCAGUGUAAUGUAUAAUGUAAGAAACUGCUUUUAUACUAAACUAAUUGUAAAUGUCAUUAUUUUGUGCCUACAAAGUUUUCUUAUAUCAGUGUCUAAACAACAUGGAAUGAAAUAUCAAUAUCACAUCACUAAAUAGGUUAUGGAAUCGCUGCAGGCAUUUUGUUAUUUGAAUACAACAGGCCUCCAAAAUAUGAUUUGAUCAAAGUAGUAGUGACACAAAUUGUGAAAUAGCACUGCUUCAAAGACAAAAACAAGAAUAUGUAAUUAUAACAGAACAACAAGAAACAGAAAUUAAUGAAUUGAGAAUGAAAAUGUUUUAUUGAGAUGAAAGAAUUUUUUUACAAAGAAAAAUGUUUUCAUCUCUAAAAUUAGAAUAUUGUGUGAUACAAUAUUACUCAUUUAUAUUUUUUUGGGCCUGACUUAACCUUACACAUAUUACAUGUACGAGUGUUAAGAUGAUAUAGAAUCAAAUUAUUAAAUAACCUACCUUUCAAAAUAGAAUAAAAAAGAUAUAUUAUUGUGUAAUCUAUGACCAGAAGUGUGUUAUUCAGAUCAUUUUAAAUAUGGGAAUAAAGCAAUGAAAUUUAAGCAAAAUGUCCGCAAUUUUGUGAGGAUAAAGCAUUUUGAUAUUGAGGUUCUAUAAAGUAAAUGUAAUAGACAUGAGAAACAAAGAAGUAUUUUAACUGAAGUUUACAUCAAUUAAUUUUAUAAUAUUUUUUAAAGAUUUAAAUCUAGAAAUAUUUAUGUAUGAAAAUAAUGCAAAACCAAAAUAAUUUAUACAAUUUCUUUAUAUAUUACUAGUAGUCUCAUGCUAUAAUGAUUUUUCAUCAUUUUAGGUUGCAAAUUUCUGCAAAAAAUGUUUUUUUUUAUAUAUAGCUAUGAGCUUUACAAAUGUAUUUGAAUGUUUUACUGCCAUUUUUAAUGGAUGUUAGUGAUGAAAUCUGUCUGUAUUUUCUGACAAUUUUCUAGUCUUUCGACUUGUUGAAAGGGUAUAUUUGAACCACAAUACUUUUGUUUGAUCAUAAGAAAAUUUAAAUCGUACAUGUGUACGCAAUGUGGAGUCUGAAAUUAUAUUCUGGUGACUUCUUUUUUUGUUAACGAAGGAAUAUCCAUGGGUUAUCUCCUUGUAUCUAGGAUUGAUAGGGAAGAUAACUCUAUUAUUAUUCUUACACAAAUGUUCAUAGACAUUCAUUGAUCAUAAAUCUUGAUACAUGUAUGUUUUACACUUUUGUUUUGCCACCGUUAUGAACUGAAAUUUAUUUGAAAUUUUAACAACUACAUAUGAAAACUAAUUAUAAUUCUUAAUAAGCACCUUUUAUCUGUAAUAUAAAAUAAUGUCUCCCAUGAAAAAAUGUUCGCGGACACUAUUUCAUCAUGAAAUACGGUAAAGGACAGUAUUUCACUAUAAAAUAGUGUCCUUGUCCAUGAAAUUGUAUCACCUCCUUCUUGACAAUAUUUCACUAUAAAAUUCUGUCCAUGAUAGUAUUUCACUGUGAAACACUGUCCUUGAAAAAUAUUUCUUAAUCCAAUUAUGUCUUUCCUAACAGGAAAUUGUGAGUGUUUUUAAUAUUUUAUUUGAAAAGUAUGUGUGUAUUCCAUAAUUAUUUUAUAAAAUAUUUAUGCAAGGUUUGUUUGUUAUUUUCAAUCAAAUAAAACACCUUAAGGUUCCACUAAAGUCAAAAUAUAGGACACUUCAUAAACAUCGAAACUUUGCCUGUAUUUUUCAACCUAUAAUGAGUAAAGUCCUAAACUAUGAGAACAUAUGUUCAUUUAAACAUCCUUAACAUAUACACACUGUGUAAAUUGUAAAUAAACUUGAAAUUGUUAUGUUGUAGCCAAACCGGUUCUUGGGGUGAACACUAAAUUUUCCAAAAAAUCUGGAGGCCUGCGAGACGACUUAAUUUGCUUAAAAUUGGUAUGGACGAAUACUGUUACAUGUAAUAUCAUUAUCCAAAAUAACAAAUGUUUAUAUUCUCCUUUUCAUGAGACAAAUUUCAUGACAAUCCAUCUAUGAAAUAUUGUCUUUAUAUAUGUGACAGUAAAUUUGUAAAAUCAGGGAUUAUGCAUAAUCACUAAAAUCAUAAGUGGUUAAAUAUAAUCCCUGAAAAUGACCAGUGAAUUUACAUAAUCACUGAAAAUAUCAAGAAUUAUUUUACAAAUUCCCUGUAAUAUUUUCAGGGAUUAUCAAUAAUACAAAGAUUCUCUGUUUGGUACAAAUAAAUCAUAUGUAUCACCUCUUUAUUGUUUAAGUGGACAGUUCUCAUUCCUUGUCCAUUUAUCAAUCUUAUUAAAAUGAACAUCUUUUCUGAGAAUAUUCUAUUCAACUGUGUUAAACCACAUUAACUCAUAAACAAAUAAGCUUUCUAAGUUGAAAUUAAUAACACCAGCAUAAAUGCACAGAUCAUGUAACUUGCCGUACAACAAAUGGAUUGAGAGUUUGAGAACAAGGAAUUCGAAUUAAGCAAAGAAAUGCAUCUAAACGUCCAGACACACAAACAAAACACAUGCUUGACAGAUUGAAGACGAUUGUGGAGGAGGCUGAUAUACCGAUUCCGUAUGUUGAUCUUGAAAAGGGAGACCCAAAAAACAUAAUGGCCAUCGUUCAUAAAAGGGCUGAAAAGGAUAUUGCCUGACUACGAAACAUGAAAUUAUGCUUAGAUAAUACACAAGGAAUCAAUUUGAGAUGUCUGAUUGACCUUUUUAGCACCUUCAGAUGUUUCUAAUGAACCCUUUAUUUUUCAUCAAAGUGCAGUAAAAUCAGAUUCAAUAUGUGAAGGUUAAGGGUUUUUUUAGGGGGUGGGGGUUUGCCAAAAAAAAAGGAUAAGCAGAGCAAAUUUUCAAUAGUAAAGAGUCGGGAUGGGGUUUACCAAAUAGAAAAUAAUAGGCAAACAAUAGAAUAAAGGGCUAAAAAAUUAAGAAUAGACAAAAAUAGACCGAAAAAAUAAGAAUAUAGAAUAAUAGUGUGCUAAAAUAUACAUAAUAGAGAAUAAUGAGCAAAAUAAAUAUAGCUUAGAGAAAAAGAAAAAAAUAUCUAAACAAUACAAGAAUAAACAAAUAAGAGAUCCCCAUCCAGACCCUCGUAGUAGAUGUCAUUUAUAUUUACAAUGUAGUUAGUAAGAAUAAAUGAUUUGUAUUAGAAUAUUGUAUAAUGUGCUUAAGAUUGUAAUAUUUAUGUUUCUAAAGAUGUUUAGUUUAAAUUUUAUAGAAUAAAUUGUUUUACUUUUA